AUGGAUGUUAACGCUAAUGAUGAACAUCAUAAUCGAAAUGAGGAAUUUAUCAAAAGCAUUAUUGAUGGAGUUCCAUUUACUACUGCGGAAAAUACAAGAAUACCGCAGCAAACACCAUCUUUGGUAGAGACAUUAUUUUCGGGAACUAC
This is a messenger RNA of Dentiscutata erythropus, 149 nucleotides long. The record is from the annotation of a GenBank genome assembly. Lineage: Eukaryota; Fungi; Glomeromycota; Glomeromycetes; Diversisporales; Gigasporaceae.